UGUUAUCAAAAUACACAAAGUAAACAUGUACACUAAGGUAGCGUUGCUUCUGUGCGUGGCGGGUAUCGCGUCUGCUGGGAACCUCCUGCACGGAGGCGCUCCCCUCUCGCUUGCUACAUACAGCGCUGCACCUGCGCUGGCAUCGUACGCCGCACCGGCUGUCGCUACCUACGCCGCGGCACCCGUCGUCACAAAGACUAUCGCCGCCGCACCAGCAUACGCUGCCUACGCGGCCGCUCCCUCCGUCGCUUACCAAACUCUCUCCGCUCCCGUCGCCACUUACGCCGCGGCCGCUCCCGUCGUUUCCAGCACGUAUGCGGCUGCUGCACCUAUAGUCACUAAGGCGUACGCCGCACCUGCUUACUCCACCUAUACUGGCGGCUCGGCGGUAUCCUACCAAACCGUCACUAGACAAUCAUCCCCGGUAGCGUACGCAGCUUCCACAUACGCCGCGGCAGCACCAGUUGUUGCUCGCACGUAUGCCGCCCCUGCUGUUUCAUAUGCAGCCCCAGCUAUCUCUGCUUACCACGCCGCUCCAGUGGCCUCUUAUGCGGCUGCUCCUCUGGUCACUAAAGCCAUUGCGGCUCCUGCCCUCGCUGCCUACGCUGCGCCGGCUCCCGCUGUUUCUUACACUUCUAUCGCGUCCCACGCCGCUCCCGUUGCGUAUGCCGCCGCUCCAUUAGUAACUAAGUCAUACGCCGCCCCAGUUGCUACAUACGCUAGUGCGCCAUUGAUUUCCAAGACUAUCGCGCCAGCUGUUACCUAUUCCUCGAUUGCUGCUCCCGUGGCCGCGUACAGCGCUGCGCCUGCAUACACCGCCGUCAAAUCGUACUACACCGCCGCCGCACCUGUCGCCUACAACCACGGAUGUACACAUCCUUGCGGCAAGGAGGUAUUGCACAAAAACGCUUCGAAGAUUCGGUACCAGUUUGUACAUGAUGGUAUAAAAGUGGAUGCGGGAACUUUUUGUAUUCAUACUGUCAUCAUAACACGAACAAACAUGUAUACCAAGGUAGUAGUACUUAUGUGCGCUGCGGGCAUUGCUUCCGCCGGCAACCUACUCCACGCAGCUGCUCCCGUGGCUUACAGCGCAGCACCAGCCGUGUCUCACGUGUCUUACUCGACGCAUUCCAGCCCGGUUGCUGCAUUCGCUGCUCCCGGCUUGACCACCUACAGCGCACCCGUGGUUACCAAGACCCUCGCGCCCUCCGUCUCUUACCAGUCUUACUCCACUCACUCUUCUCCAGUCGCUACCUACGCUGCACCAGUUGUAGCUAAAUCUCUUUCUCCAAUUACUUACUCUUCAAGCCCAGCGGUUUAUCAAACGGUAUCACAUGCCUCGCCGCUAUCUUACGCAUCCCCUGCCUAUUCGACUUACGCAUCGCCGGCGAUCUCUACUUACCAUGCUCCUGUUGUAGCUAAAACUCUAUCUCCCGCUCUCUCAUACUCUUCUGUAGCUAGUCAUUCUGCUCCUCUGAGCUAUGCUGCUGGACCUGCCUACUCGACGUAUUCUGCUGUCCCUGCUAUCAAGGGCGCUAUUACAUACUCCUCUGCGCCCGCUGUGUCUCACGUCUCUUACGCUGGUUUGGGAGCGAGCUAUGGUUGUUUGGAUAUGGAGUAUAAAAGUGCUUGCAAGUUAAUUUGUGUACAUUCAAUCAUUGAAACACAUAGCAUCAACAUGUACUCCAAGGUUUUAGUAUUCCUGUGCGCCGCUGGCAUAGCGUCUGCCGGCAACCUUCUACACGCCGCACCCGUGGCUUACAGCGCGGCUCCAUCCGUUUCCCAGGUGUCUUACACGUCACACGCAGCCCCUGUUGCGUACGCUAGCCCAGCCGUCGCAUACUCCGCACCAAUCGCAAAGACGGUAGCAUACUCUGCUCCAUCAGUCUCGUACCAGUCUAUCUCUUCUCACUCCACUCCUCUUUCUUACUCUUAUGCAUCUCCUGCUAUCUCCACUUACAACGCCCCUGUUGUAACUAAGACGAUCUCUCCUGUCUCCUAUUCUUCUGUAGCACACUCUGCACCCUUGUCCUAUGCUGCUGCUCCAGCAUACUCUGCGUAUUCUUCUGUUCCCGUCAAAACCGCAGUGACAUAUUCUGCUGCGCCAGCGGUCUCACAUGUCGCUUACACCGGUCUCGGUGUAAACUACGGCUGGUGAAAACGGAACUUUACUGCAAUUUAUUUCAUACGCGGAUGU
This is a messenger RNA of Papilio polytes (common Mormon), 2197 nucleotides long. RefSeq names its product paternally-expressed gene 3 protein. The record is from RefSeq and is a predicted model, not a curated record. Bases 26 to 2158 code for a protein of 710 amino acids. The transcript is spliced from 7 exons. NCBI's taxonomy places the organism in Eukaryota, Metazoa, Arthropoda, Insecta, Lepidoptera, Papilionidae.